Molecule: messenger RNA, 4848 nt
Organism: Acytostelium subglobosum LB1
Lineage: Eukaryota; Evosea; Eumycetozoa; Acytosteliales; Acytosteliaceae
Exons: 3
Coding region: 1-4848 (1615 amino acids)
Biological process (GO): lipid transport; transmembrane transport
Cellular component (GO): membrane; intracellular membrane-bounded organelle
Molecular function (GO): ATP binding; ABC-type transporter activity; lipid carrier activity
Source: RefSeq, a predicted model, not a curated record
AUGAGCAAGAACUGCUUGCUCAAGAAGAAGUCCAAGUGUGCCAUGUGCUGUGAGGUAGUAUUCCCCAUCGUAAUCAUUGGUGUACUCCUCGGACUACUUAUUAUUAUACAACAGAUCAAAGCCAAUCAUGAUCCAAUGCCAGUGCCACCACUGGGAUUGAUAGUUAAUGCAAAUAAUACAAUUGUUUAUGGACCAUCAGCUGGAAUGAACAAACAACAACAGGAUGUGUUGAAGAUGGUGAUGGCCCAGGUGGCAUUAUUCCAUGAUAAUAAGACAUUGGCCUAUUUCAUACCUUUUGAGACACAGUUGGAGAUGGAUCAAUAUUACGCCAAUCACAGUGAUACCGUCAAGUAUGGAUUAUGGUUCCAAUCGAAUGCCUCUCAGGCAUCACCCUCGACACCAUUCGAAUACGCCAUCCGCCAGGACUCUGCGUCGCUGCCACCCAACAACGCACUGGGCGAGCAGUACUCCACCUCGUUCCAGUACACAUCGAGCGGCUUCACUUCGCUCCAGGUGGCCGUCGACCAGGCCAUCCUCACGCUGCUGGGCGGCUUCAAUCACCAGCUCGUCAUCCAGAACCAGCUGUUCCCCGACCCCAACGUUGAGUCGUGGCAGACCUGGAAGGACGGCCGCGAUAUGAUCUACAAGAACGCCGGAGGCAUCUUCAUCACGGCGGCGCUGUUCAUCUCGGUGUUCCGUCUGAUCACCGAGCUGGUGGUCGAGAAGGAGAUGAAGAUUCGCGAGAGCAUGAAGAUGAUUGGCAUGUCCGACGUGGCCUACUACCUCAGCUGGAACAUCACCACAUGGUACAUCUGUCUGCCGGUGGCCAUCAUCAUGGCACUUAUCCUGCGUCUCAUCUCACUCAUCUAUCACACCAACUUGGGACUGCUGGUCGUGCUGUUCCUAUUCUACAUGCUGACAUUGGUGUUGCUGGGCUGCAUACUCAGCAUAUUCUUUGACAAGUCCAAGUUUGCUGGCAUCAUAUCAUUCAUCAUUGUGAUUGGAUUCUCUGUCGCUGCCAUCUUCAUUGCCCAGGCCAAAAUGAGCAAGCGAAUCAAACUCAUUCUCAGUCUCAUCUCCCCAGUCGCCUUCAACAAUGCCAUCUACACCGCAGCAAUGAGAGACUACAAUGGAAUUGACCCAGACUACUCCUACUACACCACUGAAGCUGAGAUCAUUGGAAUGUUGGCAGUGGACAUGCUGUUUUACUUGUUGGCUUUGUGGUACUUGGAUAAGGUAGUGCCUGGCGAGUUUGGAACCACCCAGCCACUUUACUUCUUCCUGUUGCCAAGCUUCUGGCGCCCAUCAAAGAAGAGCUACGAAUCAAUCAUCAAUGAUCACAAUGAUAGUAACAACAUGGAUGUCGAGAUGACACCCAUGGACAUCAGGACCAAGAAGACAGUGUCCAUUCGCAACUUGAAGAAGCAGUUCCAGACUGGUGAUGGAGUGCGCACUGCCGUCGACGGACUCUACCUCGACAUGUACCAGGACCAGAUUCACGCCUUCCUCGGACAUAAUGGAGCAGGCAAGUCUGUCACCAUUGGCAUGCUCACUGGACUCAUCCCGCUGACUGGUGGCGAUGCCUUUAUCCAGGGCCACAGUGUGAGGAAUCAGAUGCCGCACGUGCGUCAAGUGAUUGGCGUGUGUCCACAGCACGACAUCAUCUGGAAGGAGCUGACCGUGCUCGAGCAUCUCAAGAUCUACGCCGCUCUCAAGGGCGUUCCAUCACAUGACAUCCAGAAGGAAGCAGAGAGGAUGGCCAAGGAGGUCGGUCUGCCCGAGAAGAUGAACGCCCCAUCGGGCACCCUGUCCGGUGGCCAGAAACGCAAGCUGUGUCUUGGUAUCGCAUUCAUUGGCCGCAGUGAGGUGAUCUUCCUUGACGAGGUGACCAGUGGCAUGGACCCAUUGUCACGUCGCAGUGUCUGGGACUUCUUGCUCAAGUACAAGCAGGGCAGAACCAUCAUCUUGACCACUCACUUCAUGGAUGAAGCCGACUUCCUCGGCGACAGAAUCGCAAUCAUCUCGCAUGGCAAGCUUCGUUGUGAUGGCAGCAGCAUGUUCCUCAAGAAGAAGUUUGGCAUCGGCUACUUGCUCACGAUGGCCAAGAUGGCCGGCCAAUGCAACACCCAACAGGUGACCAAGUUCAUUCAUCAGUUCAUUCCCGAAGCCGUCGUGCUCUCAGACGCCGGCACUGAGCUGUCCUUCCGUCUGCCAACAUCCAGUGUCGAGCAUUUCGCACCAUUCUUCCGCGAGCUAGAUCAGCAGCUGGGCGCACUCCAUCUGAGCGCGUACGGUAUCUCCGUGACGACCAUGGAAGAGGUGUUCCUGCGCAUUGGACAAGAGUCCAGUGCCAAGCAAUUUGACAUUAACGCAAACGAGAACCACGAUGCCAGCAUUGUCAACAAGGCCAUCUCGACGUCGUCGGCAGGUCGCGGUGCCUGGCAACAAUUCCGCGGCCUGUUCAUCAAGCGACUGCACACCAGCUACAAGGACCUCAAGGGCUUCGUCUUGUCGAUCUUGCUUCCGGGCGCCAUCAUCGCCGCGUCCAUCGUCGUGUACAAGACAGUCAAGGACGACGGCUCGAUCAACCUUGUGACGGCACCACUCACCUUCAACAUGUCAAUGUUUGGCCCGCGCAACUUCAUCCCCAUCCAGACGCCCGACAACUACAUCGAAACGCUGCGCAAGUCGCCCGAAUUCUCUCGCUUCUCACUGUUCCCCACCGCCGAUAACUUCAAGGAGUACCUCAUUCGAAACAACACUGAUGUUGCCGGUGCGUUCAACUUCACCACGUCGCUCGCCGACAACUUCACGGGUCCAUUCGCGUCCAACCCCUCCGACAUCCCAGUGCUAGGCUACAACAUGUUGUUCAACACGUUCAACUUCCACACGAUACCAACAUACCUCAACACGAUGCACGAUGCCCUGCUCAGGAACUUGACGGGCGGCACAGGCAUCUUGGCGACUAGCAUGCCCUUCAGCCAUGUGCUGGACACGUUCCAGCUGGCCGUCACCAACGUGCAGACCAACGCCAUCCUCUACUUUAUCAUCCUGUACAUGUGUGGAUACAGUCUGAUGGCAGGAUCAUUCGCCAGCAACGUCUGUUAUGAGCGAUCCUACAACAUCAAACGAUUGUUGUACAUCUCGGGCUGCAAGCGCCAUGUCUACUGGCUGUCAAACUUGGUGUGGGACUACACGCUGGCAUUCGUACUGCUACUUGGCACGGCCAUCGCACUGGUGGUCGCCGUCAAAGAGUUCAACGAUCACUUUGGUCUGCUGUUCUUUGGCCUGGUGCUGUACUGCGCGUGCAUCAUCCCGCUGAGCUACCUCAUGUCAUACAUGUUCCGCACACCAGGCAAGGCCACGGGCGCCAUCUUUGGCAUCCUGUUUGCGCUCGGCCUCGUCUUCAUUCUUGUGAGCAUCAACAUGCACAUCUACGCAUUCUCUAACAAUGCCAAGAAAUACCAAGACAUUGGCGACAUCCUGGAUCACAUCUUCUUUGUCCUCUCGCCAGUCUUCUGUCUGGGCAAGCUCACCAUCUCCAUCUCCAAGUUCCCUGGCAUGACCCGCAUGGGAGAGUUCAGCUUCACUGGCGACAUCAAUCAGUGGCGUUGGUACUACUGUGGCGCCCCACUCACAUUCCUCGCGAUUCACCUUGUCGUCUGGCUCAGCUGGUUAUUCAUCCUGGACUACGUGCCAAUGAUCCGCGGUAAACUACGCAACCCCAAGAACUACGCCGUCCCCACACCAGACCCCAACGAGGACAGCGAUGUUGCCUUCGAGCGUCAGCGUGUCAGACAACUGCGCGAUGACGAUGAGGUUGUCAUCAUGAAGUCACUUCACAAGUUGUUCAAGGCCAAGGGCAAGAAUCCAAAUAAGAUCGCAGUGCACAACACCUGUCUGGGCAUCCCCCGUGGACAGACAUUCGGUCUGCUCGGAAUGAAUGGUGCUGGCAAGACCACCACUCUCUCAAUGCUCUCUGGCGACCUCACGACCACAGCUGGCUCGGCAACAAUCAAUGGCUUCGACCUCGUCUCUCAGCGAUCAAAGGCACUUCACUCAAUUGGAUCAUGUCCUCAAUUCGACGCACUGAUCCCAUUGCUGUCAGCACGCGAACAACUCCGACUCUACUCCAGAAUCAAAGGUAUCCCCGAGGCAAGCAUUGACUCCACCGUAGAGGCAUUCAUCACAAUGAUGGACCUGGGCGCCAUUGCCAACUCCAACGUUGGCGGCUAUUCUGGUGGCAACAAGCGAAAGAUAUCACUAUCGAUCGCCAUGAUUGGCAACCCAUCAGUUGUGUUCCUGGACGAGCCAUCGACUGGCUGCGACCCACAGGUGCGCCGUUUCAUGUGGAACGUCAUCUCUGAGCUCGGCGCCAACAAGGUUAUCAUCAUCACCACUCACUCAAUGGAGGAGUGCGAGGCCCUGUGCCAGCGCCUGUCCAUCAUGAAGGAUGGCAAGUUCACCUGUCUCGGCUCCAACCAACACAUCAAGUCCAAGUUUGGCAGCGGCUACUCAAUCGACAUCAAGUUCAAGAAGGAGUACCUGGACAGCGGCGUGGACAUCGUGCUCAAGGCAUUCCCCGGCUCCUUCCUACUCGAUCGCCACGACCUCAUUGCCAACUUUGAGUUGCCAAACAGUGUCCAUCACCCUGUACUCGUGUCUGAGAUCUUCUCCACGCUGCAAAACCACCUGACCUACAUCCUGGACGACUACUCGGUCAGCCAGACCUCACUGGAGCAAGUGUUCCUCAAGCUCACCUCGUCCAAACACGAGGAUCGCAUGGCACAAUACUCUGAGAGACAUCAAGACCUUGCCCUCACUCAACCAUUGUUUACCGAGUCUUAG